Fukomys damarensis (Damara mole-rat) is the source of this 2370-nucleotide messenger RNA. It is a transcript of the gene Cacna2d4, whose product is annotated as calcium voltage-gated channel auxiliary subunit alpha2delta 4. Lineage: Eukaryota; Metazoa; Chordata; Mammalia; Rodentia; Bathyergidae. Gene Ontology annotation, molecular function: voltage-gated calcium channel activity. Gene Ontology annotation, cellular component: voltage-gated calcium channel complex. The transcript is spliced from 24 exons. The record is from RefSeq and is a predicted model, not a curated record.
AUGCUUGGAUUCCUCCCAAAUCCUGGCUCCACUAGCACUGGGAUCCCCUGCCACCAGCAGCUACGGGCCAGGGCCUGCCUGCAGAAGACUGUGGUCAUCCUGUGGCUACUGCUGUCCAGCACCUCCCUGACCCCCACAUGGGGUCAGACCAAGAUUCCUCUGGAAACGGUGAAGCUGUGGGCAGAUACCUUUGGCAGUGACUUGUACAACACCAUCACCAAAUACUCGGGCUCCCUCUUGCUGCAGAAGAAAUACAAGGAUGCAGAACCGAGUCUGAAGAUCAAGGAGGUGGAUGGCCUGGAGCUGGUGAGGAAGUUCUCCGCGGACAUGGAGAACAUGCUGCGGAGGAAAGUGGAGGCCGUCAAGAGUCUCGUGGAGGCUGCUGAGGAGGCUGACCUGAAUCACGAAUUCAAUGCAUCCCUGGUGUUUGACUACUACAACUCAGUCCUGAUCAAUGAGAAAGAUGAGAAAGGCAACUUUGUGGAGCUGGGCGCCGAGUUCAUCCUGGAGUCCAAUGCACACUUCAGCAACCUGAGAGUGAACACCUCCAUCAGCAGUGUGCAGCUGCCCACCAACGUGUACAACAAAGAUCCAGACAUUUUAAAUGGAGUCUACAUGUCUGAGGCAUUGAACCCUGUUUUUGUGGAGAACUUCCAAAGAGACCCUACACUGACCUGGCAAUAUUUUGGCAGCUCAACUGGAUUCUUCAGGAUCUAUCCAGGUAUAAAAUGGACACCUGAUAAGAAUGGAGUCGUUGCCUUUGACUGCCGGGACCGCGGCUGGUACAUACAAGCAGCUACUUCUCCCAAGGACAUAGUGAUUUUGGUUGACAUGAGCGGCAGCAUGAAGGGGCUGAGGAUGGCUAUUGCCAAGCACACCAUCACCACCAUCUUGGACACCCUGGGAGAGAAUGACUUCAUCAACAUCAUUGCGUACAAUGACUAUGUCCAUUACAUCGAGCCCUGUUUUAAAGGCAUCCUUGUCCAGGCAGAUCGAGACAACCGAGAGCAUCUCAAACAGCUGGUGCAUGAGUUGGUGGUCAAAGGUGUGGGGGUCGUGGACCAAGCCCUGACCGAGGCCUUCCAGAUCCUGAAACAGUUCCAAGAGGCUGGGAGAGGAAGUCUCUGCAACCAGGCCAUCAUGCUGAUCACGGAUGGGGCGGUGGAGGACUACAAGCCAGUGCUUGAGAAGUACAACUUGCCAGACCGCAAGGUCCGAGUCUUCACUUACCUUAUUGGGAGAGAAGUGACUUUUGCUGACCGCCUCAAGUGGAUCGCCUGCAACAACCAAGGCUACUACACACAGAUCUCCACACUGGCUGAUGCCCAGGAGAAUGUGAUGGAAUACCUGCAUGUGCUCAGCAGGCCCAUGGUCAUCCACCAUGACCACGACGUCAUCUGGACAGAAGCCUACAUGGACAGCAAGCUCCUUUCCUCAAAGGCACAGAGCUCGAUGCUCCUCACCACUGUGGCCAUGCCUGUCUUCAGCAAAAAGAAUGAAACGCGAUCUCAUGGCAUUCUCUUGGGUGUGGUGGGCUCUGAUGUGACCCUGAGAGAGCUGAUGAAGCUGGCACCCCGAUACAAGCUGCCAUCUUGAACCAUCGUGCAGCCACAAACCCCUUCCCCCCUGACUCUGGCAGCUUGGAGUACAUGGAUAUGCCUUCCUGAACACUAACAACGGCUACAUCCUCUUCCUUCCUGCCCACCCACUCCAGUACAGAGAGGGGAAGACACUAAAGCCCAAACCCAACUACAACAGUGUGGACCUCUCCGAAGUGGACUGAGAACAGCCAUGAUCAAUGGGGAAACAGGUUCUUUCUCUAUGGAUGUGAAGGUCCCUCUGGACAAAGGGAAACGAGUCCUUUUCCUGACCAAUGAUUACUUCUUCACGGACAUAAGUGACACACCUUUCAGCUUGGGCAUGGUGCUGUCCAGGGGCCAUGGGGAACGUAUCCUCCUGGGAAACACAUCUGUGGAAGAAGGCCUGCAUGACUUGCUUCACCCAGACCUGACCCUGGCCAGCGACUGGAUCUACUGCAUCACAGAUACUGACCCAGACCACAGGAAGCUCAGCCAGGUGGAGGCCAUAAUCCACUUCCUAACAGGGGAGGACCCAGACCUGGAAUGUGAUGAGGAGCUGGUGCGGGAGGUGCUGUUUGACGCAGUGGUGACCGCCCCUAUGGAAGCCUACUGGACAGCACUGGCUCUCAACAUCUCUGAGUACGUCCCAGGAGGGGCUGAGAGUUCCAGGGAGGAAAAACAGCUUGCUGCUCUGGCCUCCAGCAUCCCUUGGCUGAGUCAGGAGUCCUUCCAGCACUUGGCUGGCAGUGCAGGGGGUUCGGACAUCGAUGAUGAGGACAGGAGCAUGUAG